AUGAUAUCAACUUGGUUCUUGUCGAUCUGGAUCACCAAUGCUGCAGCUACGGCCAUGAUGUACCCGAUCGCUUAUGCCAUCAUUCAACAGCUGAAGGAAACAAGAUGGGUAUCACCAGAGAAGGAUGGUGCUCUUCCUACAGUGAUAGAAAUGAAUGCAAAUGGCACAGAGGUUCGGGGUGAACAUACGUCAGUGGAAAUUGAUACAGAUACCAAGGAACCCGAAAAAGGAAACAUCCAGAAAACUACAGAUGAAGGGCAGCUGAAAGAAAAGCCGGAAAAUAUAGAGGAAAUAAAUGAAAUCGACGUCUCGAAAAAUCCGGAAUUUAUUCGUAUAAAGAAAGCCUUGACUCUGUGUAUUGCCUAUGGUGCGACGGCAGGGGGCGUGGCAGGUAUCACCGGAAGUGCAGCGAACCUGGUGUUGAAAGGACUACUGUACAACAGCCGUGGUCUCGGAGCACCCAUCAACUUUGCAACAUGGAUGGCGUAUGGCCUACCUCUCUCCGUGGUCCUCCUGUUUGUGUGCUGGGGCUGGCUGUACAUGAUCUUCCUAAGAUGCAGGGACAUCUGUUCAUGCAUGAAUAAGGAUAACGAGACCAGGAAACUGCAGGCGAAGAAAGUGAGAGGUCUCCUGGAGAUUGAGUACAAGAAACUGGGAUCGGUUACGUACGGACAAGGUAGUGUCGGUGUGUGUUUCAUUCUUCUCGUCAUUUUCUGGCUCACACGGGAUCUUGGUGGAGUUGGUGGAUGGGGAGAUCUAUUCGAGUACAAUAUGACUCGAGACUCCACUCCAGCUAUUCUCCUGUCAUUCCUGCUGUUUGUGUUGCCCUCAAGGAUUCCACGUGUGUUUUGUUGCAGACGUAACGUUUAUGGGAUGACCGAGGAGGAACGAGCUGAGGCAGACGCUCCAUUCGAACCACUGAUGACUUGGAAGUUCCUCCACGAGAAGAUGCCCUGGAAUAUUCUGUUUCUGCUUGGCGGUGGAUUCGCUCUGGCCACAGCAUGUCAGGAAUCUGGGCUAUCGCUGUGGAUUGGAACCCAGCUUGAGACCUUCCGAGGAAUGGACCCUUGGCUGAUGCUGUUCGUCAUAUGCUCCAUAUGUACUGUUGCCACAGAAGUGACCAGUAAUGGGGCCACUGCCAACCUCAUCCUACCAAUUCUGGCCAACCUGGCAAUAGGGACAGGUGUGAACCCAUUGUUCUACAUGUUCCCAGCAACGCUUGCCACCACCUUCGCCUUCAUGCUGCCUUCAGCUACACCAGGGAACGCCAUCGUGUUUGGCUAUAGUGACAUAAAGGUGUCUGACAUGUCGGCUUACAGAGUGAACCACAGUACAGAGACAGCAGUCCUCAGUGUGGUUGAUAUCUUCAGAUCUGGCAUUGACAAAGGUAAAGUUGGAGCCCUGGUCCUCCUUGAUUUAUCAGCGGCAUUUGACACUGUUGAUCACGACAUGUUGCUGCAAGUGCUUGCCCAGGAAAUAAGGCUAGGAGGUACAGCUUUAAGCCUGUUUUCAUCUCAUCUAUCAGGGAGAUACCAGUCAGUUGUCAUCGGUGACCACAAGUCAAGUGCAGUAUCCCUGACCUGCGGUGUUCAACAAGUGUCGGCGUCAGCGGGACUCAUGCCUGAACAUCUUGUCGGUGCCUCUGUUGCUCAUAGCAACGGCUACAUCAGGGAACGCCAUCUUCCACUUUGA
Molecule: messenger RNA, 1692 nt
Organism: Haliotis rubra (blacklip abalone)
Lineage: Eukaryota; Metazoa; Mollusca; Gastropoda; Lepetellida; Haliotidae
Product: solute carrier family 13 member 2-like
Exons: 12
Coding region: 1-1692 (563 amino acids)
Biological process (GO): monoatomic anion transmembrane transport
Cellular component (GO): membrane
Molecular function (GO): transmembrane transporter activity
Source: RefSeq, a predicted model, not a curated record